UCCUCACCAAAAUACACCUUCCUCUUACAAGAAUAUACAUUUUCAUAUUAUAUUCUUGAUCCUAAAAAGCCAGAGUUAUACUUGAACCAUGCAAUCCAUCAAGAUUCUAGCCUGCUGGAGGAUUCUUUACUGGUUUAUUUUGAUAUUUGUAACACAACUUGCUUGUUUCUCCCAAAUCUUUUAUUUGGCUUCUAUUGCUAUCUCAGUCACUAUUGUUGAUGAAGCUGUAGCAGAGAACAGUGAAGCCAAUGCACUGCUAAAGUGGAAGCACAGCCUUCACACAUCCAGCCAAGAUGUCUUGUCAACAUGGAAUGGUGUUACACCAUGCAAAUGGGAUGGAAUUCAUUGUAACAUGUACAAUUCCAAGUCCAUUUCCACCAUAGAUCUUGCAAAUUAUGGUCUCAUAGGUACCCUUAACGCCCUCAACUUCUCAGCUUUCCCUAACCUACUCAUCCUAAAUAUCUAUAACAACUCCUUUUAUGGGACCAUUCCACCACAAAUUGGUAACAUGUCCAGAGUAAAUGUUUUGAAUCUUUCUGCAAAUUAUUUCCAUGGUUCCAUCCCUCAACAAGUGUGGACACUAAAGAGUUUACAAGGUCUCGAUCUAUUCACAUGUCAAUUAAGUGGAGAGAUUCCUAAUUCCAUAGCAAACUUGUCAAACUUGACAUAUCUAGAUUUAAGCAACAACAGUUUUUCUGGCCAGAUUCCACCAGAGAUUGGAAACUUGCACAAGUUGAAAUAUCUAGCUAUUGGUAAAAAUAAACUUCUCGGUUCCAUUCCUCAAGAAAUUGGAAUGUUAACAAACCUUGCGCUCAUGGAUUUGUCAGAAAAUUCUCUCUUUGGUACUAUACCUGAAACAAUAGGUAACAUGAGAAAUUUAAGUCAACUUUACAUUUCUAACAACUCCCACCUACAUGGGCCAAUCCCAUCCUCCAUAUGGAACAUGUCCAAGUUAACAGUGCUCAACCUUUAUGGCAAUAGCCAUUCUGGAUCAAUCCCUGCUUCCAUAGAAAAUUUGGGCAAUUUAGAUAAACUUGGACUUGAUCACAACCAACUUUCAGGUCCCAUUCCUUCCACGAUUGGAAAGUUGACUAAGCUUACCUAUUUGUUUUUAAGCUUCAACAAUUUUUCUGGAUCAAUUCCUCCCUCUAUAGGAAAUUUGAUCAAUUUGAAAACGCUUAGUCUCGAAAGAAACAAUCUCUCAGGAACAAUUCCAGCCACAAUUAAAAAUUUGAAAAGGCUUACCAACUUAGCAUUGUCCGUGAACAAACUUAAUGGCAGUAUUUCACAAGUCUUGAAUAACAAUAAUAAAUGGUAUAUUGUGUUACUUGCUGAGAAUGAUUUCACAGGCCACUUACCACCUCAAAUUUGCUCUGCUGGGUCCCUAAGCCUCCUUAGUGCUCACCACAACCGUUUCACCGGUCCGGUGCCAGUAAGCUUGAAGAACUGUGCUAGUGUUACUAGACUCCGGUUGGAUGGGAACCAAUUGGAAGGAGAUAUAUCACAAGAUUUUGGUGUAUAUCCAAAUUUGAACUACAUUGAUUUGAGCGACAACAAGUUUUACGGCCAAAUUUCAUCAAACUGGGGUAAGUGUCCUAAUCUUGAUACCCUAAAGAUAUCCAACAAUAACAUUUCUGGUGGUAUACCAGUCGAACUUGCUGAGGCAACCGAACUUGGCAAGCUUCACCUUUCUUCUAACCACUUGAAGGGAAAGAUUCCAAAGGAAUUAGGCAAUAUGAAAUCUUUAAUUGAACUCAAGAUUAGCAACAACGAUCUUUCUGGAGACAUUCCCAAGGAAAUUGGAUCACUGCAAAUUCUUGAAGAAUUGGAUCUUGGAGAUAACCAGUUGAGUGGAAAAAUACCAGCAGAAGUUGUAGAGUUGCCUAAGUUACGGAAGUUAACUUUGAGCAAUAAUAAAAUAAACGGAAAUAUUCCCUUGGAGUUUCGCCAACUUCAGCCUCUUGAAUACCUUGAUCUUAGUGGGAAUUUUUUGACUGGAACAAUACCAAGGCAACUUGGAGCGGUGAUCAAACUAAACUGUUUGAAUCUCUCUCGCAACAAUCUUUCUGGAAGUAUUCCAUCCAGUUUUGAGGGCAUGUCAAAUUUGGUUUCUGUCAACAUAUCAUACAAUCGGUUAGAAGGGCCACUUCCCAAAAAUGGAGCCUUUCUUAAUGCUUCAAUUGAAUCAUUGAAAAAUAACACAGGUUUGUGUGGGAACGUCACUGGGUUGAUGCUUUGCCCAGCCAACCGCAAUGAAAGGAAGCACAAGGACAUUCUUCUGAUAUUACUUCUCAUGUUGGGUGCUCUUGCAUUAAUAUUGUGUGCGGUGGGUGUUUCAAUGUAUAUUCUUUGUCGAAAAGCAAGGAAGAAAGAAGCCCAAGCUAAAGGAAAAGAAGUAUCAGAAAAUGCAUUGUCUCAAGAAGUGUUUUCCGUUUGGAGUCGUGAUGGAAAAAUUAUGUUUGAAACUAUCAUUGAAGCUACCCACAAUUUUAAUGACGAAUAUCUCAUAGGUGUCGGAGGACAAGGAAAUGUUUACAGAGCCGAGUUCCCUUCAGGUGAGGUUUAUGCGGUGAAGAAACUUCAUCUAGGAACAGAUGGAGAGAAGCCUAAUUUUAAAGCUUUUGAGAAUGAAAUUCAAGCUUUGACCGAAAUCAGGCACCGUAAUAUUGUAAAGCUAUGCGGGUUUUGCUCACAUCCACGAUUCACAUUUUUGGUUUAUAAGUUCAUGGAAGGGGGUAGCUUGGAUCAAACCCUAAGCAAUGAGAAAAAAGCAUCUGCAUUUGAUUGGGAAAAGAGGGUGAAUGUUGUUAAAGGUGUGGCCAAUGUUUUAUCCUACAUGCAUCAUGAUUGCUCACCUCCAAUAAUCCAUCGUGACAUAUCGAGCAAGAAUGUUCUUCUUGAUUCACAGUACGAAGCUCGUGUCACUGAUUUUGGAACAGCUAAGAUUCUAAAGCCUGGUUGCUCUUGGACGACGUUUCAAGGCACAUUAGGGUAUGCAGCUCCAGAGUUUGCUCAAACUAUGGAAGUAACUGAGAAAUGUGAUGUAUUCAGUUUUGGUGUGCUUUGCCUAGAAAUCAUCAUGGGGAAACAUCCGGGGGAUCUCGUUUCUUCGUUGUUAUCUUCAUCUUCAGCAGCAAUAACUCAUAAUUUGCUACUACUGGAUGUGCUAGACCAAAGGCCUCCUCAUCCUCUUAAAUCAGUUGUCGGGGAUGUCAUUUUGGUUUCAAGCUUGGCAUUUUCUUGCUUGAGUGAAAAUCCAAGUUCUCGCCCAACAAUGGCUGAAGUGUCCAAAAUGUUAAUGAUGGGGAAAUCCUCGUUACCAGCUCAGUUACCCAUGAUUAGACUUGGACAACUCCUCUAAUGCAAUAUUGAACAACAACAGAUUUCUGUUUUGCUUGUUUUCUUUGUACACCAUUUGUCCUUUAUCUUAGGUUGUAAGCUAUGUUUGUUUUGUGAUCGAAAUAAGUCAUGUAGAAUUUACUAGAGAAGCUAGAUUUUCUGGUUUAUAUAAUAAGGGGUUGGAUAAUGAUU
This is a messenger RNA of Vigna umbellata (rice bean), 3531 nucleotides long. RefSeq lists its product as uncharacterized. The record is from RefSeq and is a predicted model, not a curated record. Gene Ontology annotation, biological process: protein phosphorylation. Gene Ontology annotation, molecular function: protein binding; protein kinase activity; ATP binding. NCBI's taxonomy places the organism in Eukaryota, Viridiplantae, Streptophyta, Magnoliopsida, Fabales, Fabaceae.